Messenger RNA from Larimichthys crocea (large yellow croaker), 2523 nucleotides. It is a transcript of the gene zdhhc24, whose product is annotated as zDHHC palmitoyltransferase 24. The record is from RefSeq and is a predicted model, not a curated record. Gene Ontology annotation, molecular function: palmitoyltransferase activity. The transcript has 3 exons. NCBI's taxonomy places the organism in Eukaryota, Metazoa, Chordata, Actinopteri, Sciaenidae. Bases 232 to 1107 code for a protein of 291 amino acids.
UGUUGUUGCACUGCGGAUGUAUUUUUAUGUAACGCCUAUUAGACACUUGGUUCCGUCCAGCAGUAGCAGAGAUCUCGGCAGUGCAAAGGUUUUAGAGAGGUUAACAGGGUCACAUUUAACUCUUACAUUAGAGUAAUUUACCCCGAACAUAUAUCAGGUGUUACUGACACCGUGCGCUUCAUUUAAACGAGCAGAGACAGCUUGCGUCCUUCCGGUGGACAGGCAGGAACCAUGACGAGUUUAGCCAGUAAAGUGUUCUGCAGGGUGGAGAGGCUGUGUCGCCACCUCCCCGUGGUCCUCAACACCUUCCUGGUGUUCUCCAUCACCGGGGAGGUGAGCUACCUGGUGUUGCUCGAGGCUCCUCUGGAGCCGGAGCAGCAGAAGACGGCGGGGUCCGCCUGGUGGAAAGCUGUCCACCUGCUGGCUCAGUACUUCAUGCUGGGAAACAUCUGCUGGAACUCCGUGCUCUUCCUCAGGACCAGCCCCAGCAUCAGGGGGGUGUUCCUGGGAGGAGAGGGCAUGGGUCAGGGCUGGAGGUACUGUUAUACAUGCGAGACACACACUCCUCCUCGUUGCUCACACUGCUACGACUGUAAAGUGUGUGUGCUGCGGCGGGAUCACCACUGCGUCUUUUUCGGCCAGUGCGUGGGUUUCCGUAACUACCGCUACUUCCUGAGCUGCUUGUUGUUUAUGUGGUCUGGGCUCCUGUACGCCACUCUGAUGAAUGCAGAGGUCUUCAUUGUCAUAUUGAAGGAAGGUCUGACAUUGCACAGCUUCCUGCUGCUCCUCAUACCCUGGAUCAUGCUAGUUUCAGGCCAGGUCUCAGCUCGUGCCUUUGCCUUUGCCUUCAUCGCAGACACGUGCGUUGUGGGCUUCCUGCUGGUGUCCGCCUUCUUCUUCUUCCAUCUCUUCUUGAUGAUUCGGGGACAGACCACCAGGGAGUGGUACUCGACCCGUCGACCCUACAACCUUGGAGUCCUGGGCAACCUGCGUCACUCUCUGGGUCUUCGCUGGUACCUCUGCUGGAUCUGCCCACUCAUCCCAUCACCUCUACCUGGAGAUGGGAUGAACUUCCAGGUCACGGGAUCGCUCGAACCUUCCCGGUAACAGCUGGAAGUCUGAAUGUUAACAGGCCGUGUGUCUUUACUUCUGUGGUGAUGGUCAAUAUUAUCAGGAGCAGCAGGGUAGAUCACCUCAGUUCAAGAAGAGGUCGCUUGGGAUGGGAAGAAGCUGGAAUAGUAAGUGGUCAUUUAAGGUGUUAUGGGGUAUAAUUGUCUACCAGUAUCUUCUCCAGUAAAGGCUAUUACCUGUAGAGAGAACCAAGAAAUUAUGGGUCUACUUUGGAAGUAAUUUGUACACUUAUUGAGGCUGGCCUCAGAAUAUUGACACAGUAAUUAGCAGUGUUGCUGAGCAGUGAAAAUGUAUCUAAGCACUGAAACUGAAAACACUGAGCACUGAAAUGAAUGUAUAAUUAAAAAUCCUUGUUAAAAAGCACUCGCAAAUGCUGGCUGUGGCUCACUUGUCCCCUUGGGAUUGGUGAUAGAGACUAUAUGGGCCUUUAUCGUAGUGUUAUUUUGCCUAAACCUGAAGGUUGUACAAGUGUGGCUUGCACUAAUCCUCAUCAAACUGUAGGAUUAUAAAACACACAAUCAUUUUCCUCCUGUCUACUGCUCUGUGUCAGCUGCUACAAUCGUAUGCGCUUGUGCUUUCCAUUUGUCCACUCCUGUGAGCUCCAGCUGAGCUUUGUAUUGGAUAUUGUUGUGCCAAAUGUGACAAUGCGAGCAGUGUGAGGGGUUUCCCGAUGAUGUCUAAACAGUAUUUGUUAGAAAACAACAUGAAUUGUACAUGUUGUGAAAUAUAGUGUUCCAGUUUACAGACUAAAGUAUGUUUAAUGGACAUCGUCACAUUCAGUCAGUAAGGGACAAAACACAACUAAUCUGUGUUAUGAGAUGUCGUGUACUGAAUCAAGCAGCUGCUGUGUCUCAGUUCCUUACUACAUGCUCAUAGCACUACACUAUAUUAAUCUAUAUAACAGGAAAUCAACACUUUGCCUCUCUUACAAUACUUUUGCUACAACUUGCGCUGUCAAAGACCUCAUUCGAACUGUGACUUUACGUUUAUGUCAGUGAAAUGUGAGAAAACAAUGUUUUUCCAAAAGAAAAUGAGUUAUUUUUGUUUUCUGAAGUGUUCCUGGAGCUUUUUUACCUGACUAUUCUUUGAGUGUACUUUAUUUUGUCACUUUUCGUGUGAACACAGUAAACUACAUACUGUAUUACACAUGUAAUAUGGAUUUGAGACACAGCUAACAUGCCUUACAGCACUAGAACACUCUUUACAGUGCUUUCUCCCUCGCCCUCUCUCUCUCUUUUGCACGUUUGCUUUAGUAAUUUUGAUUCUCCUCGACUUAAAAUGUUGUGAAAAGAGUUCAUAUGGUACUUUUACUUGUCCCACAGCCAGAAAUAUUGUUUGUAAGUAUUGUUUAUUGUUUGUUUGAUUUAUUAAAUUAAAUUGUGUCAUGGGAAA